AUGGUGGUAUAUACAGCGCGAGUUGACGAGGAUUUGACACAGACCCCCGACCCCGACGCCUCCAGCUCCCAAAAUCUAGCUGCUACACCUGUCCAGCUCAGACUUCAGAGCAGCAGCUCUCGUCGUCCGGUCGCCGACGGCGACGACGACAUGGGCAACGGAUCAGUUGGGUUCGCCUGGCUUCUCGUCGCCGCGCUGCUCCUGGGCUCUUGCACGACGCCGGCAUGCUCCUCGCGUCUCCUUCCAGAUGGUGGUGCGAAGGUAUGGGUCGCCGGCGGGCCAGGCUACGGCAGCAGCGGCAAGGCAGCUCUGGUGGUCCGGCGGUCAUUGGGGCUGAGGCUGACGGCCCCGCCGUCGCCGACGUCGAACACGCCUAGGGCCAGUGCGGCGCCGGCGCCCCCGGGAGGGCAAGUGUAAUUGUGUGAUCCUUUGUUCGGUUGAACACAAGGUGUAAAUGUGUGAUAGAGUCGGUGUAUAUAACGAUAAGUAACUCCAGUUUUGUCUCUGCACAUCGCCGGUCUGUUGCUCGGGGUCUCUGUAAAACUGU
This is a messenger RNA of Triticum urartu, 547 nucleotides long. RefSeq lists its product as uncharacterized. The record is from RefSeq and is a predicted model, not a curated record. Lineage: Eukaryota; Viridiplantae; Streptophyta; Magnoliopsida; Poales; Poaceae.